Styela clava is the source of this 2384-nucleotide messenger RNA. NCBI's taxonomy places the organism in Eukaryota, Metazoa, Chordata, Ascidiacea, Stolidobranchia, Styelidae. The record is from RefSeq and is a predicted model, not a curated record.
UCCAUCGUAUGAUUCGACAGUGUUGGGCAAGUCCUUGAAUCUCGUGUCUAUAGUUAAGCCGUGGUUUGCCUUAUGGUUAAGCCGUCCUAUCGGCUUUCUUUUCCUCCAAGAUAAAUAUGUAAACCCUAUCCUAUAUGCUUCGUUUUCAGUACACCUAAAAAGUGAGCUGUAUUUCACAGGUGACACUUCUUGACCAUUUUCGCGCCAAAGAUCUACUUUUUCUUGUUCAAGAAUACGCGGGAACUUCACUUCUUCGAUGCAUUCAAGAAUAUUUCUUCUCUGAAGAAAUGGCGAGGAAUUUCUUCGUUCAGAUUGUUAACGGGGUGAAGUAUUUGCAUGGAAAGGGAGUAGCGCAUAGAGAUCUCAAACUUGAGAACAUCAUACUGGGUGAAGAUGGCACAAUCAAACUCUGCGACUUCGGAUUGGCUUGUGAGUUCACUCCAGGUGGAAAUGAUGUGACGACAGGUAAAUGCGGAACAGUUCACUACGCUGCACCAGAACUCAAAUCAAGUCAUUCGUACGCAUAUAGAGCUCAACCUGCAGAUGUAUGGAGUUUAGGAGCAGUGUUGUAUGUUCUGUGUCAUCGUCGAAAACUGAAAAACAAACGAUCAAGUGAAUGUAUUCAACGGAAAUUGGAACUUUCAUCCAGACUCAGUGACGAUUGUUGCGACAUAAUCCGUCAAAUGCUACGGUGUCAUCCACUGGAACGAAUCACAGUGACCGAGAUUCUGAAUCAUUCAUGGAUGACAGUCAAUCCAGAUCAGUUACAAACUGACAGUGGUGUCGUCAGCGAAGAAGACAGUUCAGCGAACAUUCGUCGAAAAUCAGACAUCAAAUCGAGUAAACGUUUCUGGGCGUUGCCUUGUGCAAUUCAUGGAGAUUCUACCAGCAAUAAGACUGAUAUCGCCGGCGUGAAGUCACGAUACAAUGUCAGAGCAAUAUCAAGCAUCCAUUCUAUAAGGAAACUAAUAUCUGAACUCCCAAGGAUUGACUAUAAAAAUAUGCCACAAACUGUAGUUGGUUGCGCUCGCGAUCAGUCUCAAAAAAUUCAGCAUGACGAAAAAAUUCCAGAAAAAGUACAAACGCCCCGUAUCGACCAUCCCAAACCUCCCCCUGUAGAAAAGAAAGAUUUCAAAUUUAUUAGAACUAGACCUGCCAAAGCUGUAACGAAAGCGACCCAAGAUGUAGAAGCUAGAAAAGAGUCAUCUGCUGUUCUCAAACGGAUUAUUACAUCACAAAUGCAUUCUUCAAAGCAAGGAAGCAUUACUAAAAACACAUCGCUGGCGACAAAACUUACGAAAGAACACGGUGCAUUCGGACCAGUCUCCGACGUCAAACUAGAAAACCAUGGAAUUACUGAAAAACAAAGUAGUGCCGUCGCACAAUACAAUAAAAUCCCUUCGAAUGCCAGUGGUUUACUUCCAACACCUCCUCGCACAACGCAACGUAAAGUAGUAAAUGCAAGGCACAUGCGGCCAGGUUUGAAAAAUUUCCUCCAAAACGGUCUUGCGAAUGAUCAAAGGCCUUUGAAAUAUGCAUGGAAAGAUAUGCAAUGCAACGACAAUGCGAUGAACCCGAAGGAGAAGUUCACAGAAGCGGGAAAUAGUCAGAACUGGACUCGAGAGAUUUUGAAAAACAAUAUCAUUCUGUCUAAAACAGAAUUAGAAAAUCUGAAACGAUGCGCUUUAAAUAUGAAGAAGCAGACGACGAAAGUGUCUUUCGCGAGCAACAAAAGGAUUAUGACGCCACAAUUUGGAGAUCUUAAAGAAGAUGACACCCCAGCUGUUUCUGAGAAAGGACGAUAUCAUAAAAAGAUUUCAAAUGGCGAACCGAAGCUGUUGUUGAAAAGAAGAUUGUCGAAGAUUACCAAAGAGCAGGGGAAGAACUCGAGAAAUGAGGCAAAGUCUAGGAAACUAAGAAUGGCUCCAACGCUAUCAACGUCAUCUGAAAGUGUCUCAGUUUACAGCAGUCGAUUUAAAAGACCAAUCACCUCAGUUCACCAACGUUUUGGUUCCGGAUCAAGCAUCGCAUCUUCAAGUGGGAGCAACAUUCUAAUUAAAGCUGCGCCGGAGGUUGGCAAAAAUAUUUACGCUGACUACUCAACUGAUCCAGGCAACAGCAGAACUAUUGUUCAGAAGCCACGAAGAAUAUGAAUCAACAAACCCUGUUUUGCAGUUAAUAUUUUGAAUGUAUAUUAUUGAAGAAUUUUGUUGCACACUAACAUAAUGUUUUUUAAUAACGUAUCGUCUGCCAGGGUCACUUAAAAUCAGGGCCUGAUCAUGCCUUUUAGAAGCACUAAGUACUUAAGAUUUUGGUUCCCUAUGUGUAUAAAAUAAAAAUAAUAAAACUAUUUUCCAUGUUGCCAUGGUACUCACUACUAAUUG